Messenger RNA from Penicillium subrubescens, 459 nucleotides. RefSeq lists its product as uncharacterized. The transcript has a single exon. NCBI's taxonomy places the organism in Eukaryota, Fungi, Ascomycota, Eurotiomycetes, Eurotiales, Aspergillaceae. The record is from RefSeq and is a predicted model, not a curated record. Bases 1 to 459 code for a protein of 152 amino acids.
AUGCGUUGCACUAUCACCCUGCUCAGCCUCGUGAGCCUCAGCUUCAAUGUCCUCCCUAUCCAGGCCGCAGCGGUUCCCAUCACUGGCUUGGCCCACGCUGAAAGGUCCGUCAGCCAUGUCGGUCUCUCUGAUAUGAUCGAGAAGCGCCACGAGUAUACCGUGGACGAUGACGAGAUCGCGCUCACCAAGCGCCACGAGUAUACCGUGGAUGACGACGAGAUCGCGCUCACUAAGCGCCACGAGUAUACCGUGGACGAUGACGAGAUCGCGCUCACCAAGCGCCACGAGUAUACCGUGGACGAUGACGAGAUCGCGCUCACCAAGCGCCACGAGUAUACCGUGGAUGACGACGAGAUCGCGCUCACUAAGCGCCACGAGUAUACCGUGGACGAUGACGAGAUCGCGCUCAAUAAGCGCCACGAGUAUACCGUCGAUGACGACGAGGUCGUGAGCGUUUAG